ACAGAAGGUCCCCGUUCCGAUUUGGUUUUUAAAACCUUGAUGACCGUAAUGUUGAAGUGAACUACCUCGGAGCUUCACAUUGCCAAACAUUCAAUAGCAAUAAAAGCCAAUGGCAUCUUCUGGAGACUCCUGGGUAAGGGAAUAUAAUGAAGCAGUCAGACUUUCUGAUGACAUCACGAACAUGAUAUCUGAAAGGAACUCGCUGCCAGCAUCUGGGCCAGAAGCCCAACGGCAUGCAUCUUCUAUUCGGAGGAAAAUAACCAUACUGGGAACUAGACUGGACAGCCUACAAUCUCUUCUAUCAAAGCUUCCUGGCAAGCAAUCUUUGUCAGAGAAAGAAAUGAAUCGUCGUAGAGACAUGGUUUCUAAUUUGAGAUCAAAAGUGAACCAGAUGGCUUCCACUUUGAACAUGUCAAAUUUUGCGAAUAGGGACAGUUUACUUGGCCCUGAGAUAAAGCCUGUUGAUGCAAUGAGCAGAAUUAGUGGCCUUGACAACCAUGUUUCUUUUUCCCACUUUUUGCUACAAUUCCCUGCAGAACAAGAUGAGGGUCUUGAGAAACUGGAGGAAACAGUGAUAAGCACCAAACACAUUGCACUGGCAGAUAAUCUAGAUGAACAUGUCGAGGUCACAGACUCCAGAUUGCAGCGAGUACAGAGGAGGCUUGCAAUAUUGAACAAGAGGACUAAGGGUGGCUGCUCCUGCUUGUGCCUCCUCCUAUCUGUCAUAGGGAUUGUGGUUUUGGUUGCCAUCAUAUAUUUGUUGGUCAAAUAUUUAAGAGCUAAAGGCAGGACAGAUCCAAUAAGAGGAGAGGAAGAGGGCAAAGGAGUAGACGAUUCGUUGCAUUCCGCUAGC
This is a messenger RNA of Striga asiatica, 853 nucleotides long. The record is from the annotation of a GenBank genome assembly. NCBI's taxonomy places the organism in Eukaryota, Viridiplantae, Streptophyta, Magnoliopsida, Lamiales, Orobanchaceae.